GAAAGCCUGGAAGGGGAGCCAAAUAAAGACAUCGUUUCAAGUAUAGCCAACAUGUCGUAACUGCGCAAAUAUGCAGGCAGAAUAAUUACAAUGCUGUCAACAUGUCUUAUGUGAUGAUGAGAAAAGCAGAAGACGAUGCAAUUUUCUUUUGUUAGCCUCCGGGGAAUUCUCAAGCACGAUGUUGUAGCAAAAAGGAAACUGCAAGAAGUCGGAAUUCCGUUUUGUUACUUUGAACUGUAUGCAGAAAAUGAAAUGAGAAAAUGGAUUGGAAGUUAUGUUUUCGUUGGUUUAUAUUGUUGGUGCCCUUGCUAAUUCUCAGAUGUCUCGCACAAGAUGCAUGUGAAGAUGUACAUUCAACGUCAGACUGCCGCAUUUACAAGCAGAAUGGACAGUGCUCUACGAAUCCCUGGUAUCGGGAAAACUGCGCCAAAACUUGCGGCUUCUGCCAACCUCUAGCUAGAUUAUUCUUCACUCGUCACCCCACUUCUCAAGUAGCAACUAAAGGAGUUAACAUAACAUUUCAAUGCGAAGUCAAAUCGUUGGUUCCCAGCAGCAACAUAGUUUAUUUAUGGAAGUUUAACUACUCGUAUAUUCAAGAGAACGACAGCCGUGGAUUUCAUUUUUCUCAAGAAAGGACUACACUCCACGUUUUGAAUGUGACUGAAAACAUCCAUAACGGUGCUUAUGAAUGUAUAGCACUUAGUGAUGAAAUUGGGUCCAUUAAAAGCAUUCCAGCUACGCUCAAAAUGGCAUAUUUCAGAACAGACGUCCAGCAUCAGAAUUUGAUAAGAGUCAAGCUAACACAGCCAUAUAUGCUUCAGCUUCCCACCUACAAGUCCUUUCCUGCACCAGAGUUCGUUUGGGAAUUCAAAGACAAUACAGGAAAUUUCAUUAGCGUCUCUAGGGAUCUCAGCCUAUUUGUCACCGAGCGUGGUGAUCUUCUCAUACCCUCAGUUUCUCGUUCACAUCAAACGACGUUUCGUGUCUUCGUCAAGCAUAAAACUACGAGUCCAAACUAUGCUGCUUCUUUUCUGUUCAUUGUUAGAAUAAUAAGUAACACAGAUCCAUGCAACGAUGCAAGCAUUUUCGCCUACUCUACUGCAGAGAAAAGAAAUGCAUCAGUUGGAGAGAAUGUAUCAUUUGAAUGCCUUGCAGUCGCUAAAGACUGUAGGAGCCAAAUUUCGAUCACAUGGACAAAGCAAAACACAGGCAAUCACAUUUCAAGCAACAGAAAAAUUUCCUUUAAUGAUGUGCAAAAGGAUAAGGAAGGAAUUUAUAAUUGUUAUGUGGAGGUCAUUGGACAAGGAAGUUCCCAACAGUUUUCAUUUAACCUUCGAGUCAUCGAGAAACCAAAACUCACUCAGGCCACCAGCGCAAGAGUUAAUUUGACCUCCGCAGGGAUACUUCAUCCUGCUACAUUUAGCAGGGUAGCGUCGUUUUCCUGGUACAAAGAUGGUGAGAUCAUCAACAACCACUCCAAUUUAUUUAGAGUGUACGCAGACCGGCGACUGAAGGUUUUAAACCCGAGCCGCGGUCUUUCCGGCUUGUAUCAAAUUUUUUAUACGAAUGAGGCUGGGACAGUUGACGUCACGCAAGAGGUUUCGGUGCCUUCAGUUGGUUGCGGGUGGACCACAUUUGGCGCUCACGGAACCAUAGAAUUCAACAACGCUGGUGGAACCAACCUGGGUAUCGGUGCCAUUUGUACUUGGCUUAUCCGGUUGCCGUCUUCCAUAGAAUAUGAAUUUACAUUCACCGAAAUGGACUUUCCGGAAUCGCGAUUCAAUUGCAGUGAGAAAACUCUGUCGAUCUAUUCCGGAUCGACAGCUUCCACGGCUCCAAUUAAAAGCUACUGCGCAACCAUUGCGAAACCGAUACCCACUGCUUACGUCAAUGGGCCAUUCGUUACAAUCUUGUUGAUGUCAAAGAGUGGAAACUUUAAAAACGACAGAUUCGUUUUAAAGUAUGGACCCGCGGGGCAAAAGGUGUCAACUGGUACUCCAAUCAAAACAGUCAGUUCAGUUAGUAGCGAUACCCUGUCGGUCACCAGCGCAAUAUCACGCAUGACCAGUGCCGCAAUCCUAUCUACUACUUUAAUAGCGCAGAAAAAGAAAGCAAUGAAGGAAAGCAGUUUGCCAAUUGGAGCCAUUCUUGGAGGUGUGUUUGGUGGUCUGGUAUUUUUUGCUGUAAUUGCGGCAGCCUGCUUUAGGAAAGAUUUAACGAAGCGGAUCACAAGACAGAAAUCGUUGCAAAUACAAGCGAACAUGGAUUCCUUGCCUCGUUUUGAAGUUGCUAGGAAUGGCGUCAUCAACCAAAUCUAUGAAGGCGUGCCAAAGAAAACUCAACAAAAGGGGAAUCCCUUGAAGCAUGAGGUCCCGGAUUCAAACUUGGAUUACGAUGCUGUUGGUGCUGUAUUAAACAGUGGGUUUCAAAAUUCGCCUCAAGAUGAAACUGAUGUUUACGAUGAAGUCGGUGGUGUUAUAAAAAGCUGUCGAAGAGAUUUGGUGUCCAAUAUUGUACCUCAGCUUUCACAAAAUUCAAAAUCCUCUUCAACAAAAUCAGAACCUCACUAUCAUCAGCUUGCUGAUGGGCACAACAUUGCAUAUGUACCAGCAAACGAUAUUAAAGGCUGCCUUAGGAAUGACUCUAAAAGCGAUCGCUCAAAUAUAAGUAGCCUAAGCGUGGCACGUGUUCCAUCUGGUAGAUCUGAUACUCAUUAUACCGCGCUUGGUGACGACGCAACUCUGGCAGCUAAAGAAAACAGUAUAUAUGAAUGCUUGACACUUGACCGUGUGAAAGGCUCUUCAAUGCAAAGUGGUUUAGAACCCAGAGCCCUUGGAGAAUACUGUGAGCCAUACGAUGGGAAGAUGGACGCUGCGAGUGGAGUCCAUGAUCGAUCAUUCCGAGGCCAGAGCUGCGUAUUGUAUGAGUCUGGAGGCAAGUAUGCGCGGGAACCCGCAGACGGUGGUCCUUACGCUGAAUACAGUGAACCCUAUGAAGCGGGCGAUUUCGUUGCUGCACAAGAGGAGCAGAUCUACAGUGAAGCUAUUUAAAGCCACCUAAUAGUCUUUUUAAGGAUAAUAUUAAUGCGCACAUUUAUCUUUAUAUUCCUGCUUGCCUUUGCAUGUAGGGUGCCAUUAGUCAAUGUAACGAUAUGAGAGCCACCUAAGUCCAAGGCUCGUUCUCUGGUGCAAAGUUCUGAAAAUGGCUUCGACAAUAAUACAAUGAGCUUAUUAAGCAACCAGAGGUAGGUUUCUGUAAGGAGCAAAUCGUUUUAUGGAAAUCUCAUGGACCAUAAAUAGGUUCAUUUUGUCUGAAAAUCUUUCCAAAAUCCUUUUGUUUAUCUGGGAACCCC
Rhopilema esculentum is the source of this 3352-nucleotide messenger RNA. RefSeq lists its product as uncharacterized. Lineage: Eukaryota; Metazoa; Cnidaria; Scyphozoa; Rhizostomeae; Rhizostomatidae. The record is from RefSeq and is a predicted model, not a curated record.